This is a messenger RNA of Exaiptasia diaphana, 2903 nucleotides long. RefSeq names its product interaptin-like. The transcript has 2 exons. The coding region runs from base 1572 to 2903 and encodes 443 amino acids. The record is from RefSeq and is a predicted model, not a curated record. Lineage: Eukaryota; Metazoa; Cnidaria; Anthozoa; Actiniaria; Aiptasiidae.
UAAUGUAGAUCACAGUGAUUCUCAAGCCUUUAGAACCCAUCGAGUACUAUUGGUAAAGGACAUUGGGUAAUUUUUUUUGAUUGCGACCCCCGGAGGCCUAUGAUUAGCCUUGACCGGUAUUGGAUACGGUUGCGUCCCGUGAUAGCUACGAAAGUGCUCAGUUUUUUUUCUUCAUUACGCAUUGUACCUUUUGAAUUUUUCGCAGCCAGGAGGCUUUGCUCUUAAGGUGAGGGUAAUGUAACGGGAGAAAAUUGAUCAAAAUUGUUUAAGGAAACAAUUCAGUUAUUUAUUGUUUAAAUUGGCAAUAUUAGGAAAUUGGCAAAACAUUGUGUCACGAUAUUUACCUAGCAGGUUAAGUUAGAGUUUUUCUAAAAGACACCUGUUGCAAGUAAUCUAUAAUUCACUAUUUUGGUCACGAUAGUAGGGAUCGCUGAUCUCAGCGUUAACUACCUGGAAACAAGCGUUAAGGCCAGGAAUUUAAAGUGAUGAAAAGUUACUUGUACCAGUUGUACGCUUUACUUGACUUUCUAGUUACAGCCAAUAAUCUCCUGCGUAUGUUACCUCAUCUUAUGAUAUUUUUGCUAUUAUCAAAUUGAUUGGUUUUCGAGUUUUACGCGUUAUAGUUCUAGCAAUCAAUUAUGUAAUAUGACCUCUAAAGAAAGGAGUUGUAAUCACAUAAAUAGAGCAACAACACAUUGUAAGAUUAGAGACCACCUAGCGAAUGCUAGCUAUCAGUGUUGAAGAUUAAACCAAGAGUUGAACCAGAAAUUACUCCGUGCUCUGUAUCCAAGUCUCGUGCCGUCUCGUAGGGUAAAAGUUCAGAUUACGGGCCCUGCAAUUCGAGUCGCUACUACCGAAGCUAGUCCACCCCGACAUUCGGUGAAACACGAAGUACGAACAAAAUUCUUACCGUAACAGUGGUGGAGAAUCCGGGUAAUUGGAACAGAGGAGGUCUCUCACGGAGGCUAAGAAGAAAAAGAAAAAGAAGAAGAAGAAGAGGAAAAAGAAGAAGAAGAAAAAGGAGAAGAAAAGAAGCAAAAGAAGAAUACGUUAUUCUAGUAAGCAAACGUCAUCGAACUAUCGCAACUCGAGUCAUUUUGAGUUGUUCAGCGAAGGACAUCCCGUACAUUGUACUAUUUCAAACAGCAAAGAARCACCAGUYGAGAACACUAUAUACGUCAAGUUCAGAGGAACAGCGUUCACAAUUAACAAGUAAAAAAAUAUUGAAGAAUAGGAAACCAAAGGUAAAGAGGGCAUCGUUUAUUGUAUUGCAUAUUGACCACGAGGAGUCGUCAAACGAGAGUGUAGAUGCGUCUAGCUCAUUUUUCUUAUCCCUCUCCGAGCACCAAAGUUUCCGCAUUUAACAGAAAAGUCAACGAGUUUUGACGAUCGUAACCAGAGGACCAAACGGGUACCAGUAAAUUUGACAGGUGUUGUUACGCUCAAACGAACAUUGUACAGUCUACGUUAAGUGAUUCAAAGAACAACAAAGAGACUACGGGUGACCGAUACGUGUCACUUGGCCUCGUGUACAGAAACUAACGUACAAUUCUAAACGCUUCAAAAUACACAUGAACAAAGUAGUGGAAGCUUUCAAGAAACGAAAACAAGAAAAAGCAGAUAAAGAGGAACUUGAAGCAAGCCUACACUACUCUACAAGAACACCCACCAGUCCACCGCCAGGGACACUGGCCGCAGUUAAAAAGCAUCGCCGUACACACUCUACGCCGAUCGCUCGAUUAGAUUUCUCAUUUCUUGAAGAAAGCAGAAUCGAUAACUCUAUCGAAGUGGACUCCGAGAUCUCAUUUAAGCCCAUACACCAACCAGAACCAGAACAGUCCAGCGAUACCGAGGACGACACUUCAAGUGAAGCCUCCUCCGACUUAUUACGUGACGCACAAYUGAGUUGGGACGACUCUAGUCACGCCGGUAAAAUGGAACUACAGCAAGCAACAGAGGCCGGAACUAGUCCUCAAAAUAACCCACCGUCUACGGCUUCCCAAUCAAACGCCGCCGGAAGUCCUCCAACUGUAACCUUAGAAAUGCUGAUGCAGGUUCUAAACACAAGGAUGGACAAACAGACUGCAAAGAUGGAUGAACAAAGGAGGGAGAAUAAGGAAGAUAAUAAAGUUAUGAAGGAAAAGAUGGACAAGCAGAUUAAGGACAACCAAGCAAUGAGGGCUGAAGUUACCGAGAAAAUAGACAAACAAAACCAAGAUUUAAAAGACUUAGCCCUAAAGUUGGAUCAACAGAGCGAAUAUUGCAGGAGCGCUAAUCAGGAACUGCGAGAAGAGCUCAUAACCCGCAUCGAUCAACAGGCUAAGGACAGCCAAGAGAUCACCGAACAAUUAAAGGACAACCAAGAACGACUUCAAGCAGAGCUAAAGAAUAGUCAGGACAAAUUGAAAGACGAUAUUAAAGAUAAUCAGGACAGGCUCAAAGCUGACUUAACCCGUCAACUGAGUGAGCAGCGAGAGGAAUGCAAGCGAGUUAACCAAGAGUCCGCAGAAAGAAACCGAAAGGCCGUCUUCGAGAUGACCAGUCAGCUGAGGACGGGACAGGCCGAACUGCAUACUCAAUGGCAGGAAUUUCAAGCUGAGACGCAGGAGCAGCAGAAGAAAUUUGGCAUCUCCAAUCUUCUUAUGGUCAAGCUCGGACAGUGCUCUUUGGAGUUCAUUUUUGGCUCCUACAAAGUUCGUUCCUUGAUCCGAGCGCAGUUGUCUUACUGGACCACGUCGUCCGAUAAACCUUCGGUAGGCGUUGAUAAAGGAGUCUGUUUCCAUUGUGUGGAGGACUUCGAUGUGGAUGGCGCGCGAAGCCAUACACGUGAAGAUCGCGCCAUAUCUCUUCAAUUCUUUGCGACCUUGUUUAAUCAGAAAGGGACCAAAGCAGUCAACUCCUGA